Pocillopora damicornis (cauliflower coral) is the source of this 813-nucleotide messenger RNA. Its product is annotated as adenosine receptor A1. Gene Ontology annotation, cellular component: plasma membrane. NCBI's taxonomy places the organism in Eukaryota, Metazoa, Cnidaria, Anthozoa, Scleractinia, Pocilloporidae. The record is from RefSeq and is a predicted model, not a curated record. Gene Ontology annotation, biological process: G protein-coupled receptor signaling pathway. Gene Ontology annotation, molecular function: G protein-coupled receptor activity.
AUGGAUUUCUCCACUUGGAACGUUUUUUGGUCAGUGACAUUUAUGUUGAUGGCGACGGUGAUAACUGCAGGUAAUCUCGUUACCAUCGUAAUAUUUAUAAAACAGAAAUUUCUGGAGCGCACCCGUUUCCUUUUGUUAAGCCUGGCCAUGGCGGACACAUUCGUGGGAACCUUAUCAGUUCCUUUGUACAUUGCUGUUGGUAUCCGUCCUCAAGACAACUUGUUGGUACUCGUAUUUCGAUGCGUAGAUGUUUUUACAGGAAUGGUGUCCAUUUUUACCCUUGCUAGCAUUUCAUUGGAAAGAAUGCACGCCAUCGUAUGGCCCUUCCGCCAUCGUGCGCUUAAGUCAUGUUUCUACCCGUGUGCUAUUGGAUUGCCGUGGUUAUUUGGCUUGCUGGGAGUUUCAUCUCGACUGCUCCAUCACUUGAAGGUUAUAUCCCCGCUGAUGCUUUCAGUUACGUCAAACGCAUUUCUCUUGACACCUCUACUGUUAAUAACCACCUCUUACAUUUUGAUAUGGAGAAAAAAACCUCAUGGACCUCAGAACCAAAUUCAGGGAGACAAUCAAAACAACAAACUGGCUAAAACAUUGAUUGUUAUAACGGCAACGUUCCUCUUAACCUGGUGUCCACAUCAGAUUAUAAACCUGAUAUUUUCAUUUUGCAUAUCCUGCAGACGGUCGCCGUAUGCCCAUUUAGUGGUUCACAUCAUGAAGAUAUUUCAGUUCAGUAACUCUUUUAUCAAUGUUAUUGUCUACUCCUUGAGGUUUCAGGAAUACAGACAGACACUGCUUUCCUGUGCCUCUAGCCUGUGA